This is a messenger RNA of Sphaerodactylus townsendi, 1450 nucleotides long. RefSeq names its product high mobility group nucleosomal binding domain 2 (gene HMGN2). Lineage: Eukaryota; Metazoa; Chordata; Lepidosauria; Squamata; Sphaerodactylidae. The transcript has 6 exons. Gene Ontology annotation, biological process: chromatin organization. The record is from RefSeq and is a predicted model, not a curated record. Gene Ontology annotation, cellular component: chromatin; nucleus. Gene Ontology annotation, molecular function: nucleosomal DNA binding. Bases 328 to 600 code for a protein of 90 amino acids.
CCAAUGGGCAGUCGGGGCGGCGGGGAUCCGGCUGGAACCGGUUGGGCCGUGUCCGGCUCUAUAUAAAACUUUAUAAACACCCGAUUCAAAUUAGUGGGGUCGCGAGCGACACGAGCGAGCCCAACCACUGGAGCUUGCCCCCUCCCUCCUCUCUUCGCUUUUUUUCUUCCUCUUCCCCCCAUCCUACUCGCACGGCUUUUCCCCCGUGACCGGCCGAGUUUCUUCCUCUCCUGUCACCUGCAUCUUCUCAUUUCUUCUUCCGCCGCCACAACUGAGCCGCCUUCUCUCCUUUUCCACCUUCUCCGUUUUCUGUCAUACGCCGCAGAUAUGCCCAAGAGAAAGGCUGAAGGAGAUACCAAGGGUGAUAAGGCCAAAGUAAAGGAUGAGCCACAGCGGAGAUCAGCAAGGUUAUCUGCUAAACCUGCUCCUGCAAAACCAGAAGCUAAACCUAAAAAGGCAGCUCCAAAGAAGAGUGAGAAGGUACCUAAGGGAAAGAAGGGGAAAGCUGAUGCAGGCAAGGAUGGGAACAACCCUGCAGAAAAUGGAGAUGCCAAAACAGACCAGGCACAGAAAGCCGAAGGUGCUGGGGAUGCCAAGUGAAUUGUGUGAAUUUUUGAUAACUGUGUACUUCUGGUGACUGUACAGUUUGAAAUACUAUUUUUAUCAAGUUUUAUAACAAUGCAGAAUUUUGUUUUACCUUUUUUUUAAGCUAUGUUGUUAGCACACAGAAUGCUUUGUUGUUGUGUUUUGGGGGAGGAGGGGGCAAAUGUAAUUGACUCUGUUACUUAGAACCUGGGCUUUUAAAGGUCCCCUUCAUCUUUGCAAGAGGGAUUCUUGGGCACAAGAAAGGAGGGGUUUCCUGAUACUGUAAAUCUGUUAUGUUUUCUGAAAUGCCUUUGAGUAAAUAUUGAAUUUCUCCACUACCUUUGUCUGAGGAGGCAGUAAGUUUUAAAACUGUAGUUAGACUGUUUUCAUUGUUGUCACUUGCAUUGCAUUUAUCACUCCUUUGGGAAUAGCAUACGAUGUUUUGAUAUUUGCUCUUAAAUCAAAUGCAUUCUGACAGUGUCAGGCAAUCCAAGUUUCUGGUGUCAAAUAGGGAAGGAUUGUGGCUCUAAAAUAGUCACUUUUUUAUAUUGUGAAUCUUCAGAUUAAGAAUUCUGCAGUUGUGUUUUUCCCUAAAAGUCAGGGUAGGCUUGUGAAAAGUUGUUAAACAACAUACUAAAUGUGAAAGUGUCGCCCUCACUCUAAACUUUCCCUGUUCCAAGUAUAAAUUGAAGAUUCCUCAUUGGGUUUUAUAUAGUAACUUUACAUUUUGGUAGUCCAAGAAGGAGGGGAGUUGGAACUUGUUGUAAAACAUUGCAGAUUGUAGCCCAUGUCCUGCCUGAAUACCAUUGAUUGUUUUAUGAAAAGUACCUUUAAUAAAGCUGGAUAUCGUUUGGCUUGGACUGUU